Molecule: messenger RNA, 4494 nt
Organism: Linum trigynum
Lineage: Eukaryota; Viridiplantae; Streptophyta; Magnoliopsida; Malpighiales; Linaceae
Source: the annotation of a GenBank genome assembly
GUGCUUUGUCCUCUCUCCUCCUCAGCCGCUGUUCAUGGUUGGGGCGAUGGCUAUGGAAGAUUAUCCGAUUGCUUUGGGAUACAUACCUAGAGGUUGAAGACGAAACCUGACAUCACUCUUGGGGGCGUGAUCCAUUUCCCAGCGCAGGGUGGGACACCAUUGCGCAAUCGGCCCUGGAAAAGAUCAAACGGGUUGAAGGAAAAAACAAGAACCCGAGGUGCGUUCAUAGUGGGCUACAUCGGACGGCUAACGUCUGGAGUGGUCGCAAAAGGAAGAAGGAAAGGAUCCCGGGAGACGAUCCUGGUGAAUCAAAAAAGAGAAGGCUUCGGCCAUUACGGGGGUGGAGGUUCUGGCUUCCACCGUCGUCAGCCACAGAUGACAAUUCCUGGGCUGCAAAAUUCCAAAUCCCAGAAGAUGCAACCCGUGCGACGGGCUAUCUAUACUUGCGAUUUACCCUUAGGGGGACAAGUUGAAUCAGGUCCAAUGGCAUUCCUCGCGGAAGUCCUGCAGAAGGCUCAAUUUCGAAAUAAACUGAAGGAAGAGGAUCCCUUUGGGGAAACAAGGAAGUCCAAAGGUGAAGGGUCGGCGAGUGUGCAUCCCCUUCCCAAUCCGGAUUUCUCGAUUAUGGUUCUUGAUUUCGGGGGGGGGGGGGGGGGGGGGGGAACCGUUUGUGCUAUCCAGCCCGGGGAAUAAGAGAUUUGCCCCAAUCCCAACAGAAAAAAUUGGCAGGAGAUUUGCACGGCUCUGUACAACCCCAGUGCCACUGCCCUUUUUAAGUUCCACUCUCCUUCCUAACUCUCUAUCCCAAAGAAACAAAGAGUCAUCUUGGAACGUGUUGGUGACGCUUCGGCUGCAACCCCAGGUCGACAAGCAAGAAAGUGAGAGCUCGAUAGGUAUAGCGGGAAAGCCCCAACUCUUUGCUCCCUCCUACCCCCCUCUGAUGAUGGCUCUGCCGUCGUACUAAUGCCACAGACAACCAUUAUCUCUGCUCCUGCUAAUGAGAAUAUCAGCUCGCAAUGCGAAUUGAUAUGGGCUGUGUCUAAUUCUUUUAUCCCUCUCUCUGUGCAGGAUAACAAGAUGGUCAAAUUGCUGAUGACCAGGUUGUGCAAUUCUCCCUCGAGGAGGUGCAGUCGGUGAAACUCUGAGCAUCCCGUUCUCUGCUGGGACGCCUGUUCACAGAUUCCAUUGUUACACCUGCCGAACUGCGAGAUGCGCUGAUCAUCGCUUGGCAAAUCAAGGGACAACUUCGGGUGUCGGUCACCAAACAUGGCCUCUUUGAAAUCGUGCUGCCAUCCACUGAAGCACGGGUUUGGGUUCUCAAGCAAACCCCGUGGGUGGUUUUGGAUGCCAUUCUCCAUCUUCGAUCUUGGUCGUCAACAAUCACGUUAAGUGCUGUUGAGGACUUGGCCAUUGCCCCAUUUCGAGUGCAGCUCUGGAAUGUUAGGGAGGAUUGCUGCACCAAGCAGUUUGGUCAGAAGAUGGCGCAGGGCACCAUUGGGCAAGUCCUGGAGUCGGGUGUUUUCGCAUCGACUGAUACCAAUGAGCAGUUUGUGAAGGUUCGGGCUCUGAUUGACAUCACUAAGCCCUUACGCAUAUCAUGGCUGCUAGUGAAGAACUUGACACCUUUUGGGUAAACUUGAAAUACGAAUUUUUGCCGACUCUGUGCUUUCACUGUGGUCGAGUGGAGCAUUCCAAGCGUGCCUGUAUGUAUGAUCCCCCAGCUGGGAAAGAGAGGUUUGGCCCUCACAUGUCGACUCGUAAGAUUGGCAGAAGGAUUUAUGAGCAGGAGACGGAGCGAGGGAACUUCAGGAAGCCUCAUACUUCGGUUUGGGUUAACAGAAGUGCCCCGAUGAUCCAGGGCGAUGGUACAUGGAGAAGUCAGGCAAAGCUCAUAAAGGAUGAGCGCGGGACGGGGAGGCGUGAGUACCAAAACCCUAAGAGACAGACUGGUGUUCCCCAGCACAUGCCUCCCGUGGCAGUCGAUGCUCCUGUGGCCGCCGCGCCUCCAGUGUGUGAGAUGACAGCAGCUGUUCCAAUUGCAGACUCUACCGCCAGACCCACAGGCAGGCAGAUUAGCCCCAAUUGGUUCUCGGUUAAGAGCUCCCCUUGCAUUAAAAUUGGCGGGCGAAGGGUGAGGAGUAAGAAAUCUCCUCGGGCGGUGGGGCAGGCUAAACAAGCCUCGCGUCGGUCCUCUGUUGGCCGAGCUGGUCCUGUUCCCCACCAUGAGGAAUCUGUUGCGAAGCCUGCAGUGAUAAUUGAGGAGGCUAGGCGGCGGCGCCUCAUUCUGGAAGAAGAAUCGGAGGAGGAAAGUGUGGAGCAAGGGCCGCGGAAGAACUCUGCUCUCCCCAAUCCUGGCCUGGUUGAAAAUCUGCUGCUGGCAUCAACUGUUGGGGAACAAAAGGGGGUGGAAAAUGCUGGGAAACUGAAAAGGGUGGUCUGCCCAAGCACGACGAUACAGCAGCAGACCGCGAGGAGUGACUUGGGGGUGGGUGGUACGGUUCGCCGUCGGUUGAAGAAGAAAGGCCACAAAGUGGGGCCGCAGACUGUGGAGGAAGGGUUGGGCGUCGUGGGCCCUACCAAUGGUACCGAUGGGCAUGUGGUUGAAUUUUCUGAGCAGGAUGGUUACCAGUCCUCGGGCGAGACCCAGGCCUUUGAGGCUAGCCUGAGUUUAUCAAAGGAGAAAGAUGACUUACGGUCCUCCCUUGCUGGGUGCCUAGUGCAAGAAGGGGAUUCAUGCGGGACUCAUCCUCAGUCUCUGUAGCAGUUGGAUGAAUAUGGCACUAAUUUGAUGGACCCAGUACUGACAAAUCGGAAGCGUGGGUUAGAGGACAUGGAGGGGGUGGUGGGGGACCCUCCAACACCGAAACGACAAUUUGUGGAGUUAGCUGACAAGGUGGAGGAAGCCAGCCUAGAGUGGCCCCAAUCAGCCAGAUGAGACUUCUAGCCUGGAAUGUGAGGGGAAUUGGGCCAUAACUCAUAUUCCAAACAGCUGUCGGUUUAGUUCGGUCUAAUAAGCCGGAUCUCGUAUUCUUUUCGGAGACGCGAUCGAGCCGGAGAGUAGUUAUCCACCGUAUGCGGGGUUUAGGUUUCGAUGUUUCUCGUUGUUUCUUUGUUGAUGCAUCUUCGUGAUAUGUGUGCUACAAUCCACCUUCCCUUCACGAUUAUUGGUGAUUUUAAUUCGACCCUUCACGUGGGGGAAAAAGAUGAUGGUUUAGAAUGGAAUAUAGCUCAAUCGAUGAGUCUUCGUGGGUUUGUGCAGGAUUUGGGGCUCCAUGACCCAGGAUUUCAGGGGGAUCAAUUCAUCUGGACUAAUAAGCGUACGGGCGUGGCCUAUAUUCGAGAUGUCUGGAUAGAGCUCUGUGCUCCCAGGCUUGGAUUGAUCAAUUCCCGGAGACCCUGGUCAAGCAUUUUACUGAUAAGGGUUCAGACCAUCGUGCCCUUCUUCUCUCGGACAAAGCGUAUGUUCGGAACAGCCGGCCCUUUUUCCGAUUUGAUGCCCGUUAGGCGGACAAUCCCGAGGUCAAGGCCAUGGUUCGCUAUGUCUGGGCGGAAGAUAUCCAAGGGACCCCCAUGUUUCGUCUUUGGGAACGCCUCAAGAAACUCCGCCAUUUGCUCUAUGAUUGGAGUAGGGCGGGUACCACUAAUUACCUCCGGAACAUAAAGACGCUCCAGCCUGAGAUUGACGUGUCAAGCUAUUCCUUCCUAUUGACUGGGAUACAAUUAGGACCUUGGAGUCUGAACUUACUCGUCAAUGGGAGGCGGAGGAGAUCUAUUGGCAGCAAAAAUCAAGGGUGCAAUGGUUAAAAAAAGGGGAUAAAAUAGCUCCUAUUUUCAUACGGUUACGCGUGCUCGCCGCAAACGUAAUUUUGUUGCUGGCCUACAGAAUGAUAAUGGGGACUGGGUUACGGAGGAACAUGGGAAGGCGGCUAUUGCUACAGAUUUCUAUAAAGGUCUCUUUACUUCCGAAUCCCAAGUUCAUAAUAUGGUGGAUAGAGUGUCGUCUCUUCCCAUUGAUAGGAAGGUCACUCCAGCAAUGAAUACGAGUUUGACGGAUGUAGUCCUCCCAGAUGAAGUUCGGAGCACUGUUUUUUCCAUGGGUUCGAAGUAGGCUCCGGGGUCGGAUGGGUUCACGGGAAAUUUUUUUACAGCCUUUUGGGAUAUCGUGGGUGACUCUGUGAUUGAGGCGGUUUGCUCCUUCUUCACAACGAGUCGGAUGCUCCGUAGUUUUAACCAUACUUGAUUAACCUUGAUUCCGAAGGUCGACACGGUGGAAUCUAUGCGUCAAUUACGACCCAUUAGCCUUUGCCAGUUUGUUUACAAAAUCAUAUCGAAAAUCAUGGCAGAAAGGCUUGCUCGCUUCCUUCCCCAUAUAAUCUCUGAGGGUCAAAAUGCGUUCAUUAGGGAUCGCCAGAUAGUGGAUAACAUCCUCCUCGGGCAUGAAUUAAUGCAUUAUCUAAAAAUCAAAAAGCAGGGUAAGAAAGGAUACAUGGCUUU